Messenger RNA from Erythranthe guttata (spotted monkey flower), 1146 nucleotides. Its product is annotated as chromatin remodeling protein SHL. NCBI's taxonomy places the organism in Eukaryota, Viridiplantae, Streptophyta, Magnoliopsida, Lamiales, Phrymaceae. The record is from RefSeq and is a predicted model, not a curated record. Gene Ontology annotation, molecular function: chromatin binding.
GAUCAACUUACGGAGUACCAUUUGGGGGUGUACCUGGACCGCCGGAGCACCUGAGCGUUUCUCGGUGUAGAAUUUGGGAAAGAAGAAAAGGAAAUUACACUUAAAACCCUCUCUCUCUCUCUAGAAUCUUCGCUACAUGCACUCCUUCUCCCCGACAGCAGUCCUCCUCCUCCGCCGCCGUACAGCUCAUGGCUAAGCCCAAAAUCGGCCGCCGCACCCUCGAUUCCUACGCCGUCAAGCACAUCAGCAAAACAAUCCGCCCGGGCGAUUGCGUUUUGAUGAGGGCGUCGGACUCGUCAAAUCCGUCCUACGUGGCGCGCGUGGAGAAGAUCGAGGCGGACGGCCGCGGAGCGAACGUGAGGUUCCACGUCAGAUGGUAUUACCGGCCGGAGGAAUCGAUCGGAGGUCGGCGGCAAUUCCACGGCUCGAAGGAGCUUUUUCUCUCCGACCACUUCGAUAUUCAGAGCGCCGACACUAUUGAGGGCAAGUGCACAGUGCACAGCUUCAAGGGCUACACUAAGCUCGAUGCAGUUGGGAACGAAGACUUCUUCUGUCGAUUCGAGUACAAUUCAACCACCGGUGCUUUCAAUCCAGACAGAGUCGCCGUGUACUGUAAAUGUGAGAUGCCUUAUAACCCCGACGAUCUUAUGGUUCAGUGUGAAGAAUGCAGUGAUUGGUUUCAUCCAACUUGUAUAGACAUGACACCAGAAGAAGCCAGAAAAGUCGAACACUUUUACUGCUAUAAUUGUUCCACCGAAGAUCAGAAGAAAUUGCCCACUUCUCACGCCGACAUGAAGGUGGAAACAAAACGUCGUCGAAGGUGAUACGUAUGGUAUUUCAUAUUUGGGCAGUGACGAAAAGUUGUUAGGUGAUGUAAGAAGGGGAACUAUAUAAGUUAACCUUGUUUCCUCGGAUAUGUGUAUGUAUGUUUGUUUGUUUAUGUCUGUAAUUAUUUUGAUGUAGAUUUGCCUUUUUCUUUCUACUUUAAGGGCUCUUCUUCUUCUUCUUCUUGUCUCUUGUAAUCUUGUUGUAUUAUCCAACUAAUUCUCAACUUAAAUUAAGGGGUGACGUCAGAUGAAAAUCUCAGUGUGUGUGUAUGUUUGUUUGGUGUCUUUUUGUUAUAUUAUAUAUUUAUAUGUCUCCUUA